Messenger RNA from Aspergillus alliaceus, 3689 nucleotides. Its product is annotated as ATP-dependent RNA helicase ECM16. Gene Ontology annotation, molecular function: ATP binding; ATP hydrolysis activity; RNA binding. NCBI's taxonomy places the organism in Eukaryota, Fungi, Ascomycota, Eurotiomycetes, Eurotiales, Aspergillaceae. Gene Ontology annotation, cellular component: intracellular anatomical structure; nucleolus. The transcript is spliced from 2 exons. Gene Ontology annotation, biological process: maturation of SSU-rRNA from tricistronic rRNA transcript (SSU-rRNA, 5.8S rRNA, LSU-rRNA). The record is from RefSeq and is a predicted model, not a curated record. The coding region runs from base 77 to 3682 and encodes 1201 amino acids.
CGUCAGUCUACAUUAUUCUCUCUAAUUAUCUUCUUUUGUCGGCCAGUGUAGGAAAAGGUAUUUCUGCCCCUACAUCAUGCCUAGAUUUGUUCCUCGCCAGAGGAAGCAAAAGCACAAGCAGAAGGAAGCGGCAAAUACUGGAGUUGACAGUAAUGCGGCCGAGAUUUUGCCUAUUUCCAAAGAACAGAAGGAAGCCAAAAGACAAAAGCUCAGAGAGGAACUGAGAGCGCAGCACACAAAAAUCUCUGCGAAGAAACAAAAGCGCUUAGAUAAAUAUAUUGAAAAUAAACUCAAGAAAGAAGAGAAUGUUGAACUACUCAAGAAGCUUGAGAAAUCAACGGUGGACACCUCCAAUUUUGAGAGUUCCAGGGAAAUAGGGAAGCGGAAAAGGCUCCUUGAAGAUGGUACACUCGAAUCACCUACGUAUACACCUGACCGGGCUGCCGAUGCCGAGUUAUCCGGCGAUGAAACAGAUGAUUCACUCCCCCCGUUAGGAAAGAUCUCUACUAUUCCUAAAUCAGAAAGCUCUACAGAGAAACCGGAGGCGAACAUCACGGUCGGUAGCGGGUUAAAGCGCCCUCUCGAACUCGGAGCAGAUGGAUUUCCGGUCCUCAAAAAACGCAAGCGAGCGCCGAAAUUAAAGUCCAACGCUAUCAACAUACAAGAAAUAACAUGGGAGGGUUUUGGCUCGGAUGAAGACGAGGAUAAAAAUGAGGGUGGUAGCUCUCCCGAUACGCGGGCUCGUGAAGAGGAAACACGGAAUGAAGGUGACCAAGAUGAAGACAAUGAGUCUUCAGAGGACGCUUCUGAAAAUGAUGAAAGCGAGGAUGAAGAUGAAGACGAGGACGAGGGCGAAGAUGAAGACGAGGAGGACGAUACUAGCAACCAGCCUCGCCAGUCUGCGUUCAAAGCCUGGGCCAGACAACAAAUCAACGAGACUGUGGGUUUCAACCCUACCACUGGCCCAAUCGUGUCUGAAGAGCAGCCUUUCGGCUCUAAACGCAAAGAGAAGCCCGUGCAAAAUACUGUCUAUGAAGAAGAACCGCUACCCGCAGAACUUCAAAUUACCACGGGAAACCCUUACAGAAAAGCGUUUCAUGUCCAGGUUGACCGCUCGGAAGAUAUCCAGAAUACACGGUUGGGGUUGCCAGUGGUUGGAGAAGAACAGAAAAUUAUGGAAGCAGUUUACAACAAUUCUUCAGUCGUCAUAUGGGGAGCUACUGGUAGCGGAAAAACUACCCAAUUACCACAAUUCUUGUUUGAAGCUGGUUUUGGUAACCCUGGUAGUCCUAACCCAGGCAUGAUAGCAGUAACUCAACCUCGCCGAGUUGCUGCUGUCAGUAUGGCGAAACGUGUAGGUGACGAGUUGGGACAAUUUUCCGACCAGGUUUCGUAUCAGAUUCGGUUCGAGAGCACUGUUUCUAAAAAGACCGCAAUCAAGUUCAUGACUGAUGGUAUCCUGAUCCGAGAAAUCGCAGAAGACUUCUCGCUGAGCAAGUAUUCCAUCAUCGUGAUUGAUGAAGCUCAUGAGCGGAGUGUUAACACAGAUAUCCUCAUCGGGAUGGUGAGCCGUAUUGUCGACUUGAGGAAAGCUAUGAGCGAGGAAGAUCCAUCGGUGAAACCGCUCAAACUCGUGGUUAUGUCUGCUACUCUGCGUAUCUCCGACUUUACCCAGAAUCCCAACCUCUUCCGUCAGGGACCACCCCCUUUAGUUCAAGCAGAAGGCCGGCAGUAUCCUGUCACAGUGCACUUUUCUAGGCGGACACGCCGCGAUUUUGUUGAGGAGGCAUUUCGCAAAGUCUCGAGGGGCCACCGUAAGCUGCCCCCAGGAGGCAUGCUUGUCUUUCUGACAGGGCAGAACGAAAUUCGACAACUCUCCAAGCGCUUAAAGCAGGCCUUUAGACCUACGCAGCGGGGUGGAGAAACCAUGGCUAAAGUACAGAUCUCUGCGAACGAUGCGCCACUGGAAGCGGAAGAUUUAGACAUAGGGGACGCCGAUCUAUCCAAUGUUGGCAACGAAGACGAAGACGAUAGUGAUCUCGAGAUUACCGGUUUAGAUAACGAUGACGACUACGACGACGAUGGCUUUAACCUAGGCGAAGGCGAAGAAGCAAUGGGCUCAUCUACUCGGGUGCAUGUUUUACCGUUGUAUUCCCAGCUUCCCACAAAGGAACAGCUGAGAGUAUUCGAACCGCCACCAGAAGGCUCACGGCUCAUCAUUCUAGCGACUAAUGUGGCCGAGACUAGUUUAACAAUUCCAGGUAUCCGAUAUGUGUUUGAUUGUGGGCGGGCCAAGGAGAAGCAGUACGAUUUAGAUACAGGAGUUCAAAAGUUUCAGGUCAACUGGAUCAGUAAGGCCAGUGCCAACCAAAGAGCAGGACGAGCUGGUAGAACUGGACCCGGCCACUGUUAUCGGCUCUAUUCAUCUGCAGUUUUUGAGAAUGAGUUUGCUCAGUACACAGAGCCAGAGAUUUUACGAACUCCAAUUGAAGGUGUCGUGCUCCAGAUGAAGAGCAUGGGCCUUCAUAAUGUUAUCAAUUUCCCAUUCCCAACGCCUCCUAGUCGUCAGGGCCUAGUGAAAGCCGAGAAGCUGCUCAAAAAUCUCGGUGCUCUCUCGUCUGACGGCAAAGUUACACAAAUUGGCCAUCGUUUGUCUACAUACCCGCUAUCCCCUAGGUUCGGUAAGAUGUUGUAUAUCGGGCAUCAACACGGCUGCAUGCCUUACGUUAUUGCGCUGGUUGCAGCUUUAGCAGUCGGGGAUCUCUUCGUUCCGCAGAACCAGAUUGAUCCGACGCCUAAGGGUGAUGGCAAAGGAAAUAACGAGGUGUAUACGAAUUCGGAUCGCUUGGAAGACACGGCUCGAGAGCAACGCCUUAAGGACUACUCGAGAGCUCAUCGACUUUGGAGUAAGCACGAUGAUACUUCUGAUGCGUUGAAAUAUUUGUCGGCGAUUUGCGCUUAUGGAUAUGCUUCCGAUGGGGAGUCGUUUUGCGAGAAGAUGUUCCUACGAGGCAAAGGAUUCAAAGAGGCUACACUACUACGAAGUCAAUUGACAGACAUAGUGCGGGCCAACAACCCUGGGGUUAUCGGAGCGUAUCAAUCACGCUUAUCGGAGCCGUCAGAGAAGCAAAUAAAGGCUCUGAAACAGAUAGUCACGGCUGGAUUCAUUGACAAUGUCGCCAUCCGGGCUGACUUAUCUCCGGUACCGCCUGAAAUGCAUCGUACACCGAAAAGAGCGAUUGAUGUUCCAUAUUUGACCCUUUUCAAAUCUCGAGAGGGACUCGCCACAGAACUUGAUGAGAUGGCUGUUUAUGUGCACCCCUCUUCUAUUCUUGCCAGUCUCUCACCCAAGGAAAUGCCGCAAUACAUCAUAUAUUCCCACCUUCAGCAAGCAUCCCCAUCACUCGUGUCUACCGAUACACCCAAAGUCAGAAUGUUCCCACUUGUCUGCCCGAGCGGAUUACAGCUCUCUGCCAUUGCACACGGCACACCAUUAAUAGAAUAUGGUAAGCCUAUUGGCAAAACAGAGUUGGUUGACGGAAUCCCGCCGCGCAGGGCGUGUUGGGUAGUCCCGUCACUGAUAAGUGAGGCUGGACGUGGAGGGUGGCCUUUGCCAGCCAAGAAGGUGAUACAGAAGAAAGACCCUAAGGAGGGCUGGAUAAUUGAAAAGUUUGCCGCUUAAAUGUAUA